CUUUUAUUGUACGCACUCCCCAUCCAAUUUACUCCAAAUUCCUCUUUUUGCCUUAACAAAGCUGCGAACCCUAUUACCCUACCGCCUUAAAAUUUAUCACGAAACAGUUGAAGCAUCGCCACAGUGUUCACAUCUUCGCUCAAUAUCUUAGCAGAGUUUGCGGAAUGGUUGCCGGCGGCCUCCAACCGCCCCCAAUUGAAGAGGAGGAGGAGGCCCUCCGGGCGCAAGGACAGGGUGUAAUUUUCAUCCUUGAUGAUGCUCAGCUAGAAGUGGCGCAAGUUGGCAAGACGUUCCAGCUUCUCAACUGCGACGACCAUGCCACUUACCUUCGAAAACACAAAAAGGACCCGGCAUUGUACCGUCCAGAUAUCUGCCACCAGGCGCUCCUGAACAUCUUGGACAGCCCGCUCAAUAAAGCAGCCAAAAUUAAGGCUGUGUACGUCCGCACACACAAGAACGUGCUAUUCUCGAUUAACCCCAAGACGCGGAUACCCCGCACCAUCAAACGUUUUUCGGGCCUUAUGGUCCAACUGUUGCAAAAGCUCAGCAUCCGAGCGACCAACGGACCGGAUAAGCUCAUGAAGGUGAUUAAGGGCCCGGUUACCAAGUACCUGCCUUUGGACUGUAAGCGCGUGGGCUUCUCCUUCGCCGCUGCCAAGCGCGUGGCUAUCCACGAUUAUGUGGCAGCCAUGGAUGACAGCAAGCCGGUGGUUUUCGUGGUGGGGGCCUUUGCGCACGGCCGCAUCGAGGCGCCUUGGGUGGAUGAGGAACUCAACGUGUCAGAGUACCCGCUCAGCGCAGCGUACUGCAUCAGCCGCAUCACGAAUGCGUUUGAGAUGAAGUGGAAAAUCGUAUAG
Messenger RNA from Volvox carteri f. nagariensis, 857 nucleotides. RefSeq lists its product as uncharacterized. Lineage: Eukaryota; Viridiplantae; Chlorophyta; Chlorophyceae; Chlamydomonadales; Volvocaceae. Gene Ontology annotation, molecular function: rRNA (pseudouridine) methyltransferase activity; rRNA binding. Gene Ontology annotation, cellular component: nucleolus; small-subunit processome. The transcript is spliced from 5 exons. Gene Ontology annotation, biological process: rRNA base methylation. The record is from RefSeq and is a predicted model, not a curated record. The coding region runs from base 165 to 857 and encodes 230 amino acids.